Plasmodium gaboni is the source of this 1821-nucleotide messenger RNA. RefSeq names its product asparagine--tRNA ligase. NCBI's taxonomy places the organism in Eukaryota, Apicomplexa, Aconoidasida, Haemosporida, Plasmodiidae. The transcript has a single exon. Bases 1 to 1821 code for a protein of 606 amino acids. Gene Ontology annotation, molecular function: asparagine-tRNA ligase activity; ATP binding. Gene Ontology annotation, cellular component: mitochondrion. Gene Ontology annotation, biological process: asparaginyl-tRNA aminoacylation. The record is from RefSeq and is a predicted model, not a curated record.
AUGUGUGAGAAAGACGAUAUUAUUGUGAAUGAGGAAAUACUACAAAAGGCAAAAGAGUAUCAGGUGGAGAAUGAGAAGGAAAUGGAAAUGAAGAAAUUAAAACCAAUGACUGAAGGGUUAUUAAAACCACAGGUAGAUUUGUUACAUAUAGGUGAGAGAGGUAGUCGAGGAAGAGUAAAAAUAUGUAAUGUAUUAAAUGUUCCAAGAAGCGAAAAAGAAUAUAAUAAUAAUGCUAAAGUAGAAAAUAAUUAUAUUGGCAAAAUAAUUACAGUAUGUGGUUGGAGUAAAGCUAUACGUAAACAAGGAGGUGGAAGAUUUUGUUUUGUGAAUUUAAAUGAUGGAUCAUGUCAUUUAAAUUUACAGAUUGUUGUAAAUCAGUGUAUAGAAAAUUAUGAGAAAUUAUUAAAAUGUGGAGCAGGUUGUUGUUUUCGUUUUACAGGUGAAUUAAUUAUAUCACCUGUUCAGAAUGAUAAUAAUAAAAAGGGUUUAUUAAAAGAAAAUGUAGAAUUAGCAUUAAAUAAUAAUGAUAUUCAUAAUUUUGAAAUAUAUGGUGAAAAUUUAGAUCCUCAAAAAUAUCCUUUAUCUAAAAAAAAUCACGGGAAAGAAUUUCUUAGAGAAGUAGCACAUCUAAGACCUAGAAGUUAUUUUAUUAGUUCAGUAAUUAGAAUUAGAAACUCUUUGUCUAUUGCUACACAUUUAUUUUUUCAAAGUAGAGGAUUCUUAUAUAUUCAUACACCACUUAUAACUACUUCAGAUUGUGAAGGAGGAGGAGAAAUGUUUACAGUCACUACUCUUUUAAAUGAAAGUGGUGAUAUUCGUACAAUACCAAAGGUUAAUCUCAAAAAUAAGAAAAAGGAAAAACGUGAAGAUACUCUUAAUGAUAAAAAUGCAAAAAAGGAUAAUGUAAAUGAUACUACAAAUAAUAAUACAUGUAAUAAUAGCAACAACAAUAAUAAUAAUAAUAAUAAAAUUUCAUCUCAACAACAUGAAGAGAGUUAUCUUAUUGAUUAUAAAAAAGAUUUUUUUAGUAAACAAGCUUUUUUAACAGUAAGUGGACAAUUGUCAUUAGAAAAUUUAUGUUCAUCUAUGGGAGAUGUAUAUACCUUUGGACCCACAUUCAGAGCUGAAAAUUCUCAUACAUCUAGACAUCUAGCUGAAUUUUGGAUGAUAGAACCCGAAAUCGCUUUUGCAGAUUUAUUCGAUAAUAUGGAAUUAGCUGAAGCUUAUAUAAAAUAUUGUAUCGAUUAUGUACUAAAUAAUAAUUUUCAUGAUAUAUAUUAUUUUGAAGAAAAUGUAGAACCCAAUUUAAUCAAUAGAUUAAAAAAUAUAUUAAAUGAAGAUUUUGCCAAAAUUACUUAUACUAAUGCUAUAGAUAUUUUAAAAAAUUAUUCAGAUUCAUUCGAAGUUAAAGUUGAAUGGGGAAUGGAUUUACAAUCAGAACAUGAAAGAUUUAUAGCUGAAAAAAUAUUUAAAAAACCUGUUAUUGUAUAUAAUUAUCCAAAAGAUCUAAAAGCAUUCUAUAUGAAAUUAAAUGAUGAUAAUAAAACAGUUGCUGCUAUGGAUGUUCUUGUACCUAAAAUUGGGGAAGUCAUUGGUGGAUCGCAAAGAGAAGAUAAUUUAGAACGAUUAGAUAAAAUGAUAAAAGAAAAAAAUCUAAAUAUAGAUAGUUAUUGGUGGUAUCGACAACUAAGACAAUAUGGAUCACAUCCACAUGCAGGAUUUGGUUUAGGUUUUGAAAGAUUAAUUAUGUUAGUAACAGGAGUUGAUAAUAUAAAGGAUACCAUACCAUUCCCUAGAUAUCCUGGUCAUGCAGAAUUUUAA